This is a messenger RNA of Pogoniulus pusillus (Red-fronted tinkerbird), 7928 nucleotides long. It is a transcript of the gene FOXO4, whose product is annotated as forkhead box O4. The record is from RefSeq and is a predicted model, not a curated record. Gene Ontology annotation, cellular component: nucleus. The transcript is spliced from 3 exons. Gene Ontology annotation, molecular function: RNA polymerase II cis-regulatory region sequence-specific DNA binding; DNA-binding transcription factor activity, RNA polymerase II-specific. NCBI's taxonomy places the organism in Eukaryota, Metazoa, Chordata, Aves, Piciformes, Lybiidae. Gene Ontology annotation, biological process: regulation of transcription by RNA polymerase II. The coding region runs from base 780 to 2402 and encodes 540 amino acids.
ACGAUGCGGCCCCGGAACCUGGUCGGGAGACUCCGCCUGGGCCGCCCCAGUCACUCCCCCGUGAGGCGGUGCACGACCCAAGGCCGGGUCAGUCAAACGCGACCCCCGGAGCUGGGGCGAGGGACAAAAACCCGCACGUAACGACUGCGCCAGACAGUAUCCUGAGCGAGGCCAGCCCUGGGUGCCGCAUAGGGCGGGGGACGUCCCGGAGCCUGGUUGCUGCAGCACCGACGAGCGGAUCGGGGCCCGGGCCCGCCACGCCCUGCGCUGGGGCGUGUCCCGGGAAAGGAGCCCUGUCCGUGACGGGGCGGCGCAGGGAAGCAGAGUCCCGAACCUGCGCACCCCUGAGUUCUACAGCGUGCGCCUGUGCCGACAGAAACUGCGUUCGCUCUGUGCGGCUCCGGGCGAGGCCUCAGCCCCGCGGAGCCCCCGGGUGCAGCGGCCGGAGCGGGAGUUAUGUAAGCGCCGCCGCGCCCGCCGGGAGCUGUAGUCGUGCGGGCGCCCUGCCUGCCACGCUCCCCAGCGGGGGCUCGCCCCGCCCCCCGCCUCUCUGCCGCGAAGCAUGCUGGGGCUGUAGUCCGUGGGGCGGGCCGGGCCGUUCCCCGCGGUCCCGCCCGGACUACCGCUCCCGGCGUGCUCCGCGCGCGCAGGCGCAGGGCGCGGCGUCGGUCCCUGGUAAACAGAGCGGCGCAGCGGUGGCGGGGCCUGGGUUUCACAAAGGGGUCGAUGCGCGGUGACAGAGCGGCUUAGACUUAGCGGCGGCCCUAGAACGGGUGCCUAUGGCGGAAGCGGGCUGCCCUGCUGGCGCUUCUGCGGCGAGUCCAGACAUCGACCCCGACUUCGAGCCUCAGAGCCGGCCGCGCUCCUGCACCUGGCCGCUGCCGCGGCCUGAGCUGCCGGCGGAGGCGGAUGGCGCGGCGGGCGCGGCAGAAGAGGGUGCAGGAGGCGCGCCGGUGGGGCCCGGGCGGGCCGAGGGGGCGCGGGCGAGCGGCGCGGCGGCGCGAAAGGGCGGUUCCCGGCGCAAUGCCUGGGGCAACCAGUCCUACGCCGAGCUCAUCAGCCAGGCCAUCGAGAGCGCCCCCGAGAAGCGGCUUACGCUGGCACAGAUCUACGAGUGGAUGGUCCGCUCCGUCCCCUACUUCAAGGACAAGGGCGACAGCAACAGCUCCGCCGGCUGGAAGAACUCUAUUAGACAUAACCUGUCCCUGCACAGCAAGUUUAUUAAAGUCCAUAAUGAAGCCACAGGGAAGAGCUCUUGGUGGAUGCUCAAUCCUGAGGGUGGUAAAAGUGGCAAAGCACCAAGGCGGAGAGCUGCCUCCAUGGACAACAGCAGCAGGCUGGCCAAAGUCAGGGGUAAAGCAUCCAAAAAGAAGCCUCCUCUCCAUGCUGCUUCAGAAUCCACUGCUGACAGUCCUGGCUCCCAGUUUCCUAAGUGGCCUGGGAGCCCAUCCUCCAGAAGUACUGAGGACUCAGAGGUGUGGAACACGUUCCGGCCACGCACCAGCUCCAACGCCAGCACCAUCAGUGCCAGGCUCUCCCCUAUCCUGCCGGAGCAGGACGACCUCCACGACGAGGAGCUUCUUCCUCCUCUGGUGUAUUCCAGUGCAUCUAGCAACGUCCCACCGACUGUGACUGAGGAGCUUGAGCUCAUCGAUGGCUUAAAUUUGAUGUCUUCCAGCUCAUCUGUGUUAUCUACCCAGCAGUCUGCCUCGGGUACUCAGAUCCAGAGGGAUUCCAGCUUUUCCUUGCGGCGUCCAGGCACAGCUGGCCAGGGCACUACUUUUGGCAACUCCCUGUUCAACCCUGUUGAUAUCUCACUGCAAAGCUCUGUCAGCCAUUUCUCAGCAUCUCAGACCUUGGAAGCUCUUCUGACCCCCAGCUCCCCACCUCCAAGGGAUGUUCUGAUGACUCAGGUGGAUCCAGUUCUGCCACAGAGUGGUAGCAGGAUGAGCAGCAGCCGCACUCUGCUGCUGCUGGGGGGGCAGGCCAGCCAGGGUAAGAUGAGCUCGGGCAGUCCUCGAGGGAAGCCUACAGAGCAGCAGGCAGAACCAGUCAGUGCCAGCGUUUUGCCAACACUUCCCACAGUGAUGUCUCAAAGCACUGCCAGCAUCACCAGUUUGAAGGCUCCAGUUUCUGCAGCAGCUGCCCAGUCGGUCCAGCUGGGCAGUCCACUGCUGCUUUCUUCCACUAGCCCUGCUCCCUUGGGAUUGAACCAGGACAGGCUGCCCAUUGACCUGGACAUUGACAUGUACAUGGAGAACCUUGAAUGUGAUAUGGAUUACAUAAUCAACAGUGAACUCAUGGAUGGAGAAGGACUGGACUUUAAUUUUGAACCCAUUCUGCCUACUCCCAGCUAUCCCAGCACCUCACAGGCCUCCAACCACACCUGGGUACCAAGUUAACUUCAGGAGCACAAAAAGUGUCCUUCAGGUUUUGAACAUUGGGUUCUGACUUCACUUCCCACCCCCGGCAGAGAAAAGAAUUGGAGCGUGUUGGAUUCGGUUUCCCUGCACACCAUGCCUUGGGCAGAAGGAGCUGCCCACCUGAGAAGAUGUGGCAACCCGCAUCUGGCUGCAGCAGGAGGAGAUUCAGAAUCGCCCUGUUCUGUGCCAUGGCUCUUCCCACACACCUGACCCUGCCUUGGAGCACCUGGAGCACAUGUGGGCUGUGCGUGGCCUGAGAGGAGCCCUGGUGAAAGCCUCAGCCAGAAGACUGUGCCAGGAAAUGGCGGUGCCCCAUGGGAAGAGUCGGAUUUCCAGUUGGCAUCUCUCAGUGCUGUCCUCUCUCUGCUAUGGCAGAAAGGCUCCUGGUGCCUUGAACUGGGCAGGGCUGGCUGUGCCCUGGCGGGGCUGCCCUCGGGGCAGCUUUUGGGUCUUCCACCGAGCUAUCAGAUGUGCACCUGGUGUCCCACGGACUCACGGAGGGGUCGGAAGGAGCUCAUUGGUGGAAGACCUGUGUGGAAGGGGUGUGCUGCUCCAGGGAGCCCCUUCCUGAGCACCCAGCCUUGUUCUGUGCGGCAGGGCAAGGGGGGGGAGGGGCAGAAGGCUUCCUCUUGGCAGCCUGACUGGAACAGGAGGCUGUUGAGUUUUUCACUGUGCCAACUGAGCCCCACUGAAUCAGAAGCACGUUUUGAGAAGUCCCUAUGCUGUUCUCAGCACUUUCCCAAUACACCAGGCUGCUGUAAAAUAAGCACAGGUGCUAAUAUCUGUUUCUGGCACAGAAAAUCUUCAUUUUGGGUUUGUUUCUGAUCAAUUUUGCUACAGCAGAGAAAUUGAAAGCCUGGGUGUGGCCUUAACAGAGCCCUGGUUGCUUUUCAGAAGGGCAUUUUCUAUAGAUUAAAUAUUUUUUUACUAAUCUGGGAACUUUCUACAGUGAAUCUGAAGCCAAUGUUAAGUGUGUCCCCAUUAGGGGCAUUAGGCAUCUCUCCUGAGGAGGAGGGUACCAGUGGCAGACUUCUGCAGAGCUGUGUGAGGGACAAGUGAGUUGGCUGUUGGAUAGCAUCUGUGGUUGAGGGGGAAGAAUUUGGAGGUCCCCAUGGUUUCCAGCCACCUCAAGGAAGAGUUGUACAUUAUUGUAACCUAUCUGUAAAAGUAGCUGCAAAUGACAUAGAAACUUUUCUAAACCUUUUAAGAUAGAUAUUUUAAUUGAAAAUGAGAUUAUUGGGUAAAAAACAAACACGCACCACCUUUGCUGCAUCUGCCCCCUGGAUGCCACAUAACACUAGGAGAUGGGAGGGAACAAGCCUGUGGCAUUUUGGGCCAAGAAGCUGAAAAUGUCGUUGGAAAAGGGGGAAAGCCACAGCAGUGCCACUGGGGAAGGGCUGCACUGGCCAGAGGAGGUGGCAGCUGCCUGUGUGGUGUGGCAUGGUGCCACAGCUGCACAGUCCCUUUCCUGGCCUGGGCAUUCCCAGACGAGAGCCUGAUGUGAGGGAAUGCUAAUCGUUACCAGCACACUCCUCGGCUAAUCCCUGCAGUAGCUACUCCGCAGGACAGAUUCCCUGGGCAGCCGAGGGGAUGAGAGGGACUGGGUGGUGCUGGAUCUGCUGACACUCUGAGGAGCCUUUCUGGGCACAAGCGCUUGGAGUUGGUGGCUCCCUUUUUGGUUUCCAAAGGUUUUUGUUUUCUUGCUGAAGCUUGGCUGGUUCUGGGGAUUUGAAGCCUGUAGGCAGAGCCCUGGGGUUGUGCCUGAAAUCUGACCUCUAUAUUCUCAAAGGACAGGAGCCAGAAAUCAAGAGAUUAGCUCAGAGCAUUAGCCAGCAUGUCCCAAAUGCUGCCUUGGUGUUUGCAGUGGCAGGGUCUGGCGGGCAUGAUGCUUUCAUGCUCUUCUGAUAGGCUUGAUCUGACAGGAAGCCUCUGCCAUGUUUCUGAAGGUGGCAGUGAAUCCUUGGAGAAGGUUUGGAUCGUGCAGAGGAAUGCCCCAUGCUAUUCUACCACCUCCUUUGCUCUCUUUUCUCAGCUUCCAUUUCGUUUUCAUUUGAGUGGAGAUUGGAACAGGAGUGGUUUGUCUGGUUACCUGCAGCAGGGAGCCUUCAACAGUCUUCCCUUGGAUCUGCUCUGCCAUUAGAGCCUUGCAAUAGUUUGAUAACCUUUGCUUUGAAGGCUGCCUUCAUGUUAGACCUCAUGCUGAUAUGGUUCACAUUUACCCAUGGUCUUUAUGUCUGUCCACACCUCACUGUAACAGAAAGACCAACCCUGGAUAUCAGUCCAGACUGGGGGUGAUGAGAUGCAGAGAAGGCCUUGGGGGUGCUGGUGGAGGAGAAGCUGGACAGGAGCCAGCAAUGGGCACUGGCAGCACAGAUGGCCAAGGGUAGCCUGGGCUGCAUCCAAGGCAGCAUGGGAAGAGAUGCGGAGAGCAGGGAUCCUGCCCCUCUGCUCUGCUCUGGAGAGACCUCACCUGCAGGGCAGGGUCCAGCUGUGGGACCUCAACACAAGAGAGACCUGCACCUGCUGGAGAGGGUCCAGAGGAGGCCACAAACAUGAUCAGAGGCUGCAGAACCUCUGCUGUGGGGACAGGCUGGGAGAGUUUGGGCUGUGCAGCCUGAAGAAGAGAAGGCUGCAGGGAGACCUUAGAACUGCAUUUCAGUACCUGAAGGGGCUCCAGGAGAGCUGGGGAGGGCCUGUGGGAAUAGCAUGAGGGCAGUGGAACUGGAGCAGGGCAGAGUUUGCUUGGGCAUCAGGAGGAGGUUGUGCACAGUGAGGAUGGUGAGACACUGGCACAGGCUGCCCAGGGCUGUGCUUGAGGCCCCGUCACUGGAGACAUUCAAGCUGUGUCCCUGUGCAGCCUGCUUUGUUUGGAGGUGUCCCUGCUGCCUGCAGGGGUUGGACAAGAUACCCUCUGAGGGUCCCUUCCAACCCGCUGCAGUCUGUGAAGCUGAGAUCCCAGGCCUCGCUGAGCUGAGUGAUAGCUGCACAGGCUCAUUGCAGCUAGUUCCUUCCACAGCUGAGCAGAGCCCCUAUCUACCAAGACCCUAUGGCAUCUACCACACAACCCACCCUCCUGGCCUGCAGCUUAUGGCUCUGCUAGCAUUUGUGUUGUGUGGCAGAUGCCAUCUUUCAGCUUGCACCCCAGGGGGAGAUAACCUGAUCCACAGAGCGAUCUGCCUGGCUGCCAGAGCAGCAGUGUGUGUGAAUCCCGAGCCAUUCCUCAUGGAAACAGCACUGGGAAGGCCAGUGUUAGUUACCCACUGCUUCAGACCUCCAGCUCCACAGUGAGCUGGGCUGUGGGGCUGCAGUGCUGCCUUCAGCCUGUCCCGAGGUGUGCAGCAGGUGCAGCGGUGCUGGGGCCUGGCCCCUCAGCACUGGGCAGUGUGCAGCUGAAGGAGCUGCAGCUCAGGGGCACAGGCUGGCUGUGGCUGGUGCCCUGCAGUGAGAGUUCCUAAGAGCAGAACUCACACUGUCCUUUAGUAAGGAGCAGGGCACUGAGCUGGGGUUCCAUUUGCUUUUUUCUUCUCCCCCAUACUCAGACUAGGCUUUUGGGGAAUCUCCUGUCCUGAGGUCAGCAAUGGAGACAGAAGCAGCUCCGGCUGGAAUGCUGCUGUACCAGUGUGCUAAUGGGCAGGUGCCCUCUGCUCAGCACAACUGGAACUGGCAGUGGUUAACAAAGUUCAGAAGACUAACAGUGCUCUGGGAGUCCUCAGUGAGCCACUGGUGCAGGCAGGGCAGCUUGGAUCAUGGAGACAGAGGGCAGGGUGCACAGGGUCUCAGCCUCUUCUCAGAUAGCUUCCUUUGCCUAAAUCAUGAGCUUCGCUCUUCUGAAAUUAGGAGAUCCUAAUGGGACUUGAGAGACUUUAAAGUUCCUCAGCUGCUGCUUGCUGCAAGGCUGUGCCUGGCAGGGGUUUGGUCAAGUCUUUUGUGUUCUUGCCUGCUGUUGGAUUCAGGAGAGGGUCUUGCUGGAUCUUCCUACAGCAUCAGCACUGCAGGUCCCACGGCAGUUUUUGUUCUUGACGAAGGACUGAGCUGGGAUUUUGAGAGCAGCUGUGAGCUGCUUAGGAAGGGAAGGGGCCAGUAACAUGUGGAGUGAUGCUUCUGGAUAAGUGCUUGAGGACAGUGGGCAGGAGAGCCUUGGCACAAAUGUCUUUAUCUGCUGAGGACUGCACUGUGAAACCCCCAUGCAGCCCUGUGCUGUGGAGGUUUGAGUGCCCAGCUCCAUGGAUCCUAGCAGGAGGCAGAUUCACCUGAGUGCAGCAAAUUGCUGGAGCCUUCUUUGUAACUUCAGCAUAAUUUACAGCAUUCCCAGCUUCCUGUGAGAGCUUGGAGCCCUUAAUUGUCCUCGUUGAAGUGUUUAAAAACACGUCAUCCCCUGCCCUGCACUGCUUGAGAGACAGCAGCUGGAUCAUCCUGGUGAGAGCAGCAAAGGCAGUGAGAGCAUUCCAGAGCCUGGGAAUACAGAGUGGGUGAGGUUUCUAUUAGAAGCAAGUAGCACUAAUCAGCUUUUCCAAAGGAAAUGCCCAGAAGGCUUUUAUAUAGAUCAUAAUUUGCUAAUUUUCUUACUUUGUUGCUUAUUUAUAGUCACAGUCAAAUGCUUCAGGGCUAAACCUUGCUGCAGGAACCUGAGUUUGGUGCCACAAGUCAGAGUGCCUUGGGAUUGGUGUCCUGGACUGCCACCAAAUAAAGUGCAAGUUUGGACCCACUGUCAAAACCCUCACAACACAUCAGUCAACUCUGGGGCAUAAGCAAGGGAUAGUCUGGGGUUUGUCUCGGUUGUAUGGCUGAAAACAUUUUUUGGUAAGUGGGGAAAAGCAGGAGAUGACUGCUGAGGCCCUGUGAGAGCUGGGGAACAUCUGGGAACCCAUCUGCACAGCUGCUGUCCUUCACACAAGGGAUUCUCUCUCUGCAGUGGUCUCCUCGUCUCCCCACACCCUGAUGCAUCUGUAAUGGAGGGACAGCAAUCUCUGCUGGAAUCCAGACUGCAUCUACCGGUGGUGUAAAGCAGGGAGAAGAGGCAGCAGAAACUGGAGGAGCUGCUGCUGGUGCGUUUAUGGCAAUGUUCUACUGUGUGUUUGCAGCUGGUGCUGUGGUGUUUGCUGUGGUGCUCCCCAAGGUGUCUCAAGAGGUUUGGCUAGGUAGAAGAUAGGUCACUGCUGAAAGGAGCUUUCUUCAUGGGGCAGUGGUGGUUCUGUGAAAGAAUGCUCCCAGCACAGCAGUCUUCAGCUGGUGCCAUCCCAGCAAGGCUUUCUGCAGAGCUAGCACAGACGCCUGCUGCACACAGGGCAGGCACCAAUAGCUGGCAGCUUCCACCUUGUGCCCCCUGCAGGCGUUUCCCCGUUUCUCACACCUUUUUACAGGAUAAAUCUCUGCUUUUGCUGGCUCCGUAACAGUGUAACUUCUGGACCAUUGCAGGCUCUUUGUUACCAUCUGUGCUAGCAAGACUGUAGAAUGUACUAGACUAGGGGGGGGAUCUUUGACAAAUAAAAAACUCUAAUCCUCUGC